GAGGCGGCUAUUUCAUGGGGAACACAACAUCGGCAGAGGUGCCUCGGAGGGCGCCUCAGAAACUCUCAAAGCCCCGAGCAGCAAGCCAUGGAGCUAUGCCGAGGCCGCGGAAUCUUACGGGGGCAGCUGCAUCCAGCAGCACUCGAAUAUCCGAAUCCUAUCUCGCAGCCUCGUUACCAUUCUCUUCAAGAGACUCGCAAAAUAUCACGGGUGGCAGCAAUGAAGCCUCGGAGCCUUACAUAGAGAGGCUCUACGAACCUUCUAGGCGGCUGUCUAGGCGAGAAUCUGACUACAUGCGGAGCCCAGUCCUGCCUGAAUCCCCCAUAUCAAACACAAGAUCGCACUCCUUGUAUUCAAAUUCAGGUGCAAGCAACCAGAUGCGCCGGGCCAGUUCUGUAAUGCACAGCGAUCCCGAGCGGCGACUGUCACGGACGCAGAGCUGGCAUGGAAAUCGUAUGGAAAGGGGAAGGUCAAUGCAGUCUGAGCUGUUACAGUUUUACGAGUCUCAGCAGCUGGCUCGAACAAGCUCCGAGUUCUUACAGGAGCUUCAAGCAGCCGCCAUGAGAAGCCAAUCCGAUGUGCAUCAGGACCGCCGAGCUUCUAGUGUUGCUUCUACCUCUCUUGCAAGGACUACUUCAGACUUAUCUUUCUACGCUCCGAUGCGACGGCGCUCCGUGAUUCAGACGCCCGGUGUAGCAACGAGACCAAGACGAGGUGACAUGCUCUCUGUUCCCGACAGAUCAAGUUCUCGAAAGAGCCAGCCGGUCUUUGGAGACGACCCGUUUACCUUCCAGUCUAGCUCCAAGGCGUCGAAACAUAUCUCCAUGCCUCCUAUAGGAUUUGCUCCACUGGAGCGAGCUGCCACCCCGCGCGAAUCAGACUACAAGCAGCUUGGAGGCAUGAAGUUUGGGUCUUUAAAAAUCAUGAACGGGUCUCCUCCUUCAAGCCCUCAAGAUAUAAUUAAGCAGCAGCGGCAACAAGAGCAUGAAUCAAGGCCAGGGCUAGAGUCAUCGUCAGCAAUAGUUUCCGAUGAUCUUGGUAUUGAGCUGAACAUGGCACGCCGCAAACAGCGUCACAGCGUCAUUGGUUCAGUAGCAGAGUCUCGUGCCUUGGCGUCAAUCUCUGGUUUCAAAGUGAACGAAAAGAGCUUACAGCCGUCAAGCAAAAAGGAAGAAACCCUAGAUGACUUGAUGCCUAGCCCGUUGUCAAAAGUUCCCAGUCCUCUACAGGGGUAUCUUAAUCGCGAGGUGAAUGACGGAGCCCUUGGCAAGGCAAGGGGGGCAGUAAACAGAACUAACAGCGGCUUUUACUCAAUAACUUCAUCUGAGUCUUCGCACCGGCCUUCCUUAAAGACGGAUAGUGGAUAUAGCUCCAAUGUAUCGGAGCGAUCCUUUUUGAGUUCGAGCAACGCCGAUGAUAAAGGCUCUACCCGGCCACUCCAAACACGGCGACGCACGCUGGAGCAACCGGCAACGGCUCCUAUCCUGACUGCAGAUGCAAUUAAAAAGCAUAGCAGGAUAUACAAGCCAUUCGUUCGAGAGGAAAGAAGCAGCGCCGCGACAAAGGACCUAGUCAGAGGAGCCACCGAAUCGGCCUCUGAAAUUGGGAGGUCAAGAGUGAAGCGUGGAGACAAGAGCUAUCGUUUGGCUUCCUCGACUUUCUCUCCGUCUCACAGAAUGGGUGCAAGCAGUGCAACUCUCAAUACAAUCAUGAGCGUGGACAAUUUAGCCCCCUCUGAUAACGUCGCCGUGUCUGGCCACAGCUUUCUUGAAGUUGGUGCCGGAAUGGGCGGAGAUGGGUCUUUGAAAAAGCGACGUUCACUACGCAGAGUUGCUGAAGCUGCAACGUCGAGAAUGUCGUCUCUUAACUUGAACCGUCGAAAGUCUGCCGCCGGGAAUCUGACUCCUUCAGCUACCGAAAAAAGGAAGCGAGCGACUUCACUAGCUAACGGGAAUAUAUCUGCAGCGGCCAGCGGCAAGUCGAUGCCAGCAGCUGUGACUUCACAAUCUCCCAAAUCUCCCAAAGUAUCUAACCGAGAUGUUAGAAACUCUGGUGUUAAAGGUCGAGCAUCCGCUCCAGAGCUUCGAGUUGCUAUACCGACUCCUCACGUUAACAGAAGCACUGACAAUCGUCCUGUUUAUGCAACUAUUCAAACGCCAUCGCCAAGGACCCCACGAUUUCGGGGAGUUAUGGACUCUGGCGUACCACCGCCUAUUCCACUGCAAUUCCGAGCACCAAAUUUCGAUACGCUUCCAGCACUCGCCAUUUCAAACGGCUCGCCCAACUGGCCCCUUACCCAGUCUCAAGGAUCCUGGGAUAGGACUCAACCACAUAUUGUACCCGUGGGAUACGCUACGCAGCGCAGUCCUGCUAGACACCGCGUGCAUGAGAGCCCAAUUUCUCCGAGGCACAGCCAGCCCACAGGGCAUCCUCACCCAACGUAUCGGGGCGUUCGAAUCUGAAUACGAUAUACGCUUGUUAUUAUUUUUAUCCCGUCAAGUCCAAUAUUCAGCUACUCAGCAACAACAUUCUUUAUCUACCAACCACAU
Trichoderma atroviride IMI 206040 is the source of this 2549-nucleotide messenger RNA. RefSeq lists its product as uncharacterized. The record is from RefSeq and is a predicted model, not a curated record. Lineage: Eukaryota; Fungi; Ascomycota; Sordariomycetes; Hypocreales; Hypocreaceae.